Rotaria sp. Silwood2 is the source of this 713-nucleotide messenger RNA. Lineage: Eukaryota; Metazoa; Rotifera; Eurotatoria; Philodinida; Philodinidae. The record is from the annotation of a GenBank genome assembly.
AGAAAAGGAUUAGAAAACGAUUAAACAAACAUUGAACAUUUCAUUCCAGGUUACUGAACGAAAGAGAAAUGUAGAAACAUUUAUUGAAUUACUUAAAGAUAAUCGAAUACAUGAAUUACUUGAUAAUGAUACUCAAGAGGAAAAUACAACAAAACGUUCAAUAACCUGGAAUGAAAUGUUCAAUGUUAUUCGAGAAUAUACGAUCAAUGAAUUAGCUAAUAUUCGAACAAAAUCAUCAAAAACUUUAUCAUCUGAUACCAAAUAUCAAGAAGCACUUAAAUUAUUUAAAACUCUUAUAGAAAAUGCCAAUGCACGUGCUCCUGAACUUGAUGGUCGUCCUUUAAUUGAAUCAAUUAUUUCAAUAAUAACCAGUGAUGCUUGGUUAUCAUGUACAAUUGUAAUCAAAGAACUUAGUCAUUUGUUAAUUAAUAAUGUUCUUUGCUCUCAUAAAUAUGUCAACGAAUUACGUGAACAAGAAUGGAUUGAUUUAUGUGAGUUAAAUAUGACAUUAUCAAAAAAUCAAAAUAAAUCAUUUCAUGAAAGUGAUCAAGCACUUUAUAGUUCAUAUUUAAAAUUUCUCAUAGAGAAAUUAGUUGUUUAUAAUGAUUUAGAUUCAAGUAAAUCAACUAUUCGAAAAGAUUUAUUUGAUUUUCUGCAUAUUGAAAUUGAACAAUUAAAAAAUUCUAAUCAUUUUUCUGUUAUUGAAAAUUUAC